This is a messenger RNA of Uranotaenia lowii, 675 nucleotides long. RefSeq lists its product as uncharacterized. The transcript has a single exon. Lineage: Eukaryota; Metazoa; Arthropoda; Insecta; Diptera; Culicidae. The coding region runs from base 1 to 675 and encodes 224 amino acids. The record is from RefSeq and is a predicted model, not a curated record.
AUGUUGAUAAAUGGAAAUCUGUCUCCCUCCUUCCCCAUCCAACGUUCCGUUCGACAAGGCGACCCCCUCAGUAUGAACCUAUUUGUCCUUUACUUACACCCUCCCCUAGAAAAUCUCCUAUCCAUUUGCAAUAACCCACAAGAGCUGGUGUUGGCGUAUGCUGACGACAUCACGAUCAUCGUGAAGAACGAAGACAAUUUGCAACGGAUUGUGGACGCGUUCAGUGAGUUUGAGCAAUGCUCUGGAACAGUCCUGAACACAAACAAAACAAUGGCAAUCAACAUCGGAACACAACAGAAUACGAGAUCCCCAGGUUGGUUCAACCUCUGCGAUUCUGCGAAAAUUCUUGGUGUCAUCUUCUUCAAUUCAUCAAAGCGUAUGGUUGAAGUAAACUGGGGCGACGUCAUAAGAAAGACUUCACAACUUAUGUGGAAAUUCAAACCACGAAUUCUCUCUUUGCUCCAAAAGAUAACCAUCAUCAACUCCUUCGUAACGUCCACAUUGUGGUUCAUGGCAUCGAUCCUUGGCAUUCCCAACGCAUCAGCAGCGUCUCAAAUAGGAAACUUUGUCUGGGAACGGCAUCCAACCAGAGUUUCAAUGGAGCAGAUUGGUCUUGCAGUCGAAAAAGGUGGCCUUUACCUUCAACCACCUUCAACUACCAAUGCAGAAAUGUAG